GCCUGCGCCUUCUACUGCAUCUUCCACGUGUCGGACUGGGGGGCCAAGUGCGACUGGUCCGGCUGCGGCGGCUGCGAGCGGUGCGGGGCCCCGGCGCCCGCCAGGAGCGGCGAGGAGCCCCCCGCUUCGGCGGAGCCCGAGGCGUGCUACGACACCUCGGAGGGUGAGCCCUGCUACCGCGCCAUCCAGUGGGCGAUGAGCAAGGGCGUGCCGCAGCACCCCGAGUGGUACAGGGACCAGGGGGA
This is a messenger RNA of Prorocentrum cordatum, 245 nucleotides long. Lineage: Eukaryota; Dinophyceae; Prorocentrales; Prorocentraceae. The record is from the annotation of a GenBank genome assembly.